AUGUCUACCACUGCCAGGCGCAACCCGGUUUGGGGUCUUGUGGAAGAGGCGAUGGAAAACUACAACCACAUCGACAGACCCGCCUCCCCACAGUACGCCUCCGCCAACUCCUCUGUCAGGCGUAACCCGGUCUGGGGUCUCGUGGAAGAGGCGAUGGAAAACUACACACAUAUCGACCGACCCUUUGAGGCACCACCAGGAGCUCGGGGACCCCAAGCAUGGCCAUAUAUCGAGCCGCCAUCAACUGACGAGGACUCUCUGGCUUCCAAUGCACAUUCAAUGGGUCCACAGGAAUACCCCACCACAAGCGAUUCGGCACAAUCACCAUGGCCAAAAGAUUACUCGACCCCUGGUAGAGAUCUUACCAAGGCGAUCAUCAGCGCCAGUCAAGGAGAUAAAGACGCUCAGGUCGCCCUUGGUGACAUGUACAAGGAGGGUCUGGGAGUGUAUCAAGACUACCAAUCGGCAAUGGAUUGGUACCUCAAGGCUAGCGAACAAGGGGAUGCAGUUGGUCAGCGAAAGGUCGGGAUGAUGUACAGUCUCGGUCUCGGUGUCUCACAGGAUUACUCGGCAGCGUUGGAAUGGUACCUCAAGGCGGCCAAUCAAGGCAACGCGGCGGCUCAGUGUAACAUCGGCGCCUUGUACGAGCAAGGGCAAGGCGUUCCCCAGGACUACUCCCACGCGAUGAUUUGGUUUCGCAAGGCAGCCGACCAAGGGCUCGCCCGGGCUCAAUCCAACAUUGGUGGCCUAUAUGAUCUUGGUCAAGGGGUUUCCCAAGACUUUGCCCAGGCGAUGGAAUGGUACCUCAAAGCCGCAAACCAAGGCGAUACAGUCUGUCAGCGGAAGGUCGGGAUGAUGUAUAACCUCGGUCUCGGUGUCUCACAGGACUAUAUGACAGCAUUGGAAUGGUAUCUCAAGGCGGCCAACCAAGGCAAUGCAGCAGCUCAGUGCAACAUCGGUGUCUUGUACGAACAAGGGCAAGGCGUUCCUCAGGACUACUCCCAAGCGAUGGUCUGGUUUCGCAAGGCAGCCGAUCAAGGACUCUCACAGGCUCAAUGCCACAUCGGUGUCUUGUACGAGCUUGGCCAAGGUGUACCCCAGGACGUUUUCAAGGCAAAGGACUGGUACCUCAAGGCUGCCGAACAAGGAUAUCCACGAGCUCAAUUCAACAUUGGUACUUUGUACGAACAAGGACGAGGUGUGCCCCAGGACCGCGACCAAGCAAUAGAUUGGUAUUUUAAGGCCGCCACCCAAGGACACUGGAAUGCGAAGACACAGUUGGAGAACCUGGAGAGAAAGGAUGCCAGUAUUUUGUAG
Messenger RNA from Linnemannia hyalina, 1317 nucleotides. The record is from the annotation of a GenBank genome assembly. Lineage: Eukaryota; Fungi; Mortierellomycota; Mortierellomycetes; Mortierellales; Mortierellaceae.